CGGAAUUCGCAACGUCGACAGAGGCGAUCACAAAAUCCUACUCCCGGACUCGCCGCUACGAGUUACUACAAAAGCAAUACGUCAAGGCUGAAGUUGGUACACUGAGUAAAAGAUAAAGCGAUAACUUCACAAACCGCAGUACGUAGUGCACAGUGCAUUAUGGCUAAUUGAGUGAUAUUGCUACAAUUUUGUAUAAAUGAGAGAAAAAAUUGUAAAUUUUGUGAUAUAUUGCCAAACAAUCUUAAAACUGUGAUAUUUAUAGGAAUACACAUUAUUAUUUAGUCAGUUAUGAUAUAAAUGUGUUGAAAUUGUAUCUGUUACUAUUACUCGCAAGAUUUCUGAAUUACCUUUAUUAUUAAGGAUGCAAAACAAUGGAAUUAUCUCCAAAUGGACGUGUACAAUAUCAAAACAUCAAAGAUGUUUCAUGGGAUACAAGUAAAAGAAUGAUCUCUUUGGAACAAGAACAAAUUCCUAUACCUAUGGAGACUUUCGAUCAGUCAAUAAAUGAUGAUAAUGGUAAGACUAAAGCAGUCGAUUUUGUACUAGCUUAUGUGGAUAAUAGAAACCAAAGUCAUAUGGAAAGAAGAGAAUUAUUUGAAUCUGAGUUACGAGAUCAAGGAUUAGAAUUAGAAUAUGAACAAAACCGUCAAUUAUGUUUUGUUAAAAUUCAUGCGCCACAGGAGGUACUAUGCAGAUACUGCGAAAUCCUAAAGAUACGAAUGCCAAUUAAACAAUUACCAAGUGAAAAUACGGUCCUCCAUGAUAGUACUGAUUUUUUGGACGAUGCUCGAUCAUGGUUUGCGAGAUUAUUUAGCUUCGUCCAAUUGGACCCUAAUAAAUUUCCGCCACGCGAAUACCAAUUGGCAGCAGAAUUUUCACGCGACAAGGAUUAUUUAUUUGAUAUCCAAAAUGAAAAUUUCUUUCCUACAAACGUUCGCGCUAUGGUUGUCGAUUUUAUUUUAGAACGACAAUCUGAGGGAAUUCAAACGCUUCUAGCUCAAGGUGUCUAUUGUGCGGCUUAUCCAUUACACGAUGGAACCUACAAAGAACGAGGUAGCAUAAGAGCUUUGUUAUAUGAGGAAUGGGGCGCAACAAGUAAAUGGUUAAAAUUGCAACCAAUCGAUACGAUUCAAGAAUAUUUUGGUGUAAAUUUUGCUCUGUAUUUCGCAUGGCUUGGUUUUUAUACCUAUAUGCUCAUUCCUGCCAGCAUAGCUGGCCUAAUAUGUUUCUUUUACGGAUUAGUUACCUUGAGUUCUAAUCAAUUAGCUCGUGAUGCUUGCGAUCCUGAUGCCAAUAAUGUUAUAAUGUGUCCUCAAUGCGACAAAACGUGUGAUUAUUGGAGGUUGAGCGAAACAUGUCUAUUGACAAGAGUUACGCAUUUAUUUGAUAAUCCAGCAACCACCAUAUUUGCUAUUUUUAUGUCAUUUUGGGCAACUCUUUAUCUUGAAUUGUGGAGACGACGAUCAGCAGAAUUAAGUUACCACUGGGGAUUAGGCGAAUGGGAUCGCACUGCCGAACACCCGCGACCUCAGUACCUAGCAGCUUUAUCUAAUUCAAAAAUUCUUAAAAUAAAAGAGAAGGUGAAUACAGUCACGCGAGAAAAAGAACUGCAUGUCAGUUUUUGGAAAGUACGAGUACCUGCAACUUUCUUUAGUUUUUCAGUAGUACUUUUACUAGCUUCUGUAGCAGUAGCUGCAGUUUUCGCUGUGGUACUUUACCGCAUGUCGAUGAUUACCUCGAAUUCAUUAUUCGGCCGCGAAGUGGAUUCUACGAGUUACAAAAUGUUUGCGUUACCAGCCAUUGCCGCGGCUAUUAAUUUGGUUUGCAUUCUCAUAUUGAAUUACGUUUAUGAUUGGCUUGCUGUCUAUCUGACAGAAAUGGAAUUUUUGAGAACUCAAACAGAAUUUGACGACAGUCUUACCUUGAAAAUUUACCUGUUCCAAUUUAUUAACUAUUACGCAUCUAUAUUCUAUGUUGCUUUUCUCAAAGGAAAGUUUGUUGGAUAUCCAAAGAAGUACAACCGAAUACUCGGUUACAGACAAGAAGAAUGUUCACCUGGAGGAUGCCUAAUGGAACUGUGUAUACAAUUAGCAAUUAUCAUGGUGGGAAAACAAGCAUUGUAUACCGCCAUGGAAAUGAUAUGGCCAGUACUAUUUAAAUGGUGGGCAUUAUUCCGUAUUCACACAGGCUUAAAACAAAAAGAUCCAAUAGUAUCACGCAGUCAGUGGAUACGUGAUUUCAAACUUUUAGAAUGGGGUCCCAGAGGGUUAUACGAUGAGUAUUUAGAAAUGAUCAUACAAUUUGGAUUCAUAACACUGUUUGUCGUUGCAUUUCCAUUGGCUCCUUUAUUUGCUCUUGCAAAUAACGUAUUGGAAAUGCGCCUAGAUGCCACAAAAUUUCUUCGCCAUUAUCGUCGACCGGUACCACGCAGAGCCCGCGAUAUUGGAAUAUGGGCCCGCAUUCUUGUUGCCCUGACACGUAUAUCCGUAACGACCAACGCUUUUAUCAUAGCAUUCUCAUCGAACUUUAUUCCACGACUGGUUUACAUGGCUGCAGUCAGUCAAAAUAAAACUGACACUGGAUUUCUAAAUCACAGCCUGGCCUACUUCAACACAGCCGAUUUUGCUAAUGGUACUGGUCCUCUGUAUAGUUCCUUUGACAACGUGACAAUGUGUCGAUACGUAGAAUACAGAAAUCCACCAGACCAUACCACAUUGCCUUACAAACGACCAACUAUAUAUUGGCACAUUCUUGCUGCAAGACUCGCUUUUAUCGUUGUAUUUCAGAACGUUGUUGGUGUGGUGACUAUGGCAGUACAGUGGUGUCUGUCGGGUAUUCCGCGGAAAUUACGUGAUCGAAUUAAACGAGAAGCUUUCCUGACUGAAAGUCUUAUUAUAACACGUGAAGCCGAGAGAGCAAGACAAAGAUCACGUUCACGCAGCAAUACAUUGGCCAAUGUUAUUAAUAAUGCCGUGCGCAAGAGAACUUCUACGUCUCAUGAGGAUACAUAACAUUGACGUAAUAAGGAUAAGAAUAUUAUACAACGAUUUUAUAUUAAGGGUAUCAUUUGAUUAAUAAUUAACGAACGUAUACAAUGAACAAAUCGAUUUAAUGUGUCAAGUACGUGACAUAUUUUUUGUAUAUAGUUGUGGGAAAGUAUGGAAAAAACAAAACUACUCUUUCCCAUUUUUUUUUUUAAAUUAUUGCAUUUCAGAAUUAAACGAUACUCAGGAAUCUCUAAUGUGACUGAAAUUAUCAUUUCUCUUUACGGAUCAAUCCUCGCUGGACGAUCUUAUAUUCGGUGCUAUUUUAACUGUACAAUUAUAAUAUAUAGAAAACAAAAAACGAAGAGAUAAUUUAUGGUUGUUCUUAAGUCUUACAAUGUAAUUAUGAAAUUAAUAUAUCCUAUACAGUUUCUAUGUACAGAAUUUAACGAAAGUAUAAUACAGCCUUUGCAUUAUCUACUAUGAA
This is a messenger RNA of Cephus cinctus (wheat stem sawfly), 3471 nucleotides long. RefSeq names its product anoctamin-5. Bases 372 to 3011 code for a protein of 879 amino acids. The record is from RefSeq and is a predicted model, not a curated record. The transcript has 13 exons. Gene Ontology annotation, biological process: chloride transmembrane transport. Gene Ontology annotation, molecular function: chloride channel activity; protein dimerization activity. NCBI's taxonomy places the organism in Eukaryota, Metazoa, Arthropoda, Insecta, Hymenoptera, Cephidae. Gene Ontology annotation, cellular component: plasma membrane.